Messenger RNA from Leguminivora glycinivorella, 1402 nucleotides. RefSeq lists its product as uncharacterized. NCBI's taxonomy places the organism in Eukaryota, Metazoa, Arthropoda, Insecta, Lepidoptera, Tortricidae. The record is from RefSeq and is a predicted model, not a curated record. The coding region runs from base 1 to 1383 and encodes 460 amino acids. The transcript has 2 exons.
AUGUCAGAGGAAGCUAUAAAAGAAUUAGUACGUCAAAGAGGUACCUAUAAGGGUCGUGUGACGAAAUAUAAGGAUUACCUUUCCGUUAUACAACAAAUUGACCGUUCAAACAUAACUUUAGUACAAAUUAAAGAGUUAAGUCUUCGUUUGGCUAGAUUACAAACAUUAUUUUCAGAAUUUGAUUCCGUUCAAACACAAAUUGAAAUGAAAAGUAGUAAGUUAGAAGAACAGAUGGAAGAAAGGGACAACAUGGAAACGCAGUUCAUUUCUCUCAUCUCAGCCACCCAAGAAAUAAUUGAUUCCCAUCCGAGUAAUAGUGACCAUGGUUCCGAGGUUGCCCGAACAGCCCAAUCGAGUCUCGAAACGGGCUCUGUCAGUAAAAUACGUUUACCAACCAUUUCUCUCCCGUCUUUUGAUGGAAACUACUUAAAAUGGUUGGAAUUUCGCGACACCUUCGAAGCCAUGAUCCAUGUGAACGAAUCCAUCCCUGACAUAAAUAAAUAUCAUUAUUUACGCUCCUCUUUAGAGGGCAGUGCCAGUGUCGUAAUAAAAUCGCUUGAGUUUACGGCUAAGAAUUAUAAAAUGGCAUGGGAAUUACUGUGCGAGCGAUAUGAUAAUAAAAAUCUGCUUAUAAAUAAUCACAUGAAGGCAUUAUUUAACAUAGAUCAGCAGACUCGUGAGUCACAUCGGUCAAUUCGGUAUCUUAUUGAUCACGUUACUAAAAACCUAAGCGCCCUUAAAUCUUUAGGCCGCCCGACUGAGUCAUGGGAUGACGUAAUCAUAUACUUGGUCGCUAGUAAAUUGGACCCCACUACGUCUAGAAAGUGGGAAGAAUAUAAGGCCGAUUUAACAGAUAUGCCUACAUUACCUGAGUUCUUGAAGUUUUUACGCAGUCGGGCCGAUGUACUUGAGACAAUGGUAGCUUGCAGGAGCGAUAAACCAGCCGAAAAUAAAUACCUACAGCCUAAAACUACUAAGGCGUUUGUCGCUGCUGCAAGUACAUCUCAAAAACAAGAAACGCACUCUAAUAAGAGUACUAAGUCGCCGCCGACAUGCCCAGUAUGUCACGGCGCGCAUAGGAUCUCGGAGUGUGUCAAGUUCAAGGCCAUGAACGUUGAAAGUAGGUCAAGCGAGGUCUUGAAGUUAAAUCUUUGCUUGAACUGCUUGAGGCGUGGUCAUAACGUCGAGCAAUGCCGUCUAGUAGGUUCGUGUCAAGUCUGUAAGGAAAGACAUAACACAUUAUUACAUAAAUAUAGUCAAUCAUUAUCCUUACAGGCAGAUAACAAAACAGCUGGGCCGACGCCCGUCAUUAGCGCGGCCAGCGCGUGCGCCGCGAAUGAGACAGCUGACCGGGAGGGCACUUUCUGGUGGGACGGCCCAUGACUUCACUGCCGUCACCCCC